AUUGUGCUUUGCUGCUUCAGAGUGUAGCAGUGGACGAGCAUCGCACUCUGCUUUACUUCGAUCUGUUCUUUAAAGAACGCUAACACUGUCCUUUCACAUUUCUCAUGUCUGCAAUUUAGCUCUUCUGAUAAAAAAGGCGAAAACUUUGGUGUCUCCCACCAAACCAUUCUUCUGCCAUUACGCAUCUGUGAUCUUCUUUCUCACUCCUUUAACUCCCAUUGUGCGCCUGCUUUAAAUGACAGAAUUUCAGAAUUGAUCAGAGAUAAAUGGCGCUGGAGCUGUUGUUUUUCCUGAUAAUUAAGCUACAUUUAGUUGUCAGUGCUACACAUUUUCAUGGAUAUGAAGGCAUCAAUCAACACCACUCCAGAAGCCACGCAAGUAUUGCUCUUCCCCCAACCAAGUCAUCUUAUGGAGUUCCUGAAAGUAUUGCACUUCCACCUUCUAAGUCAUUAUCUAAGGCUCCUAUAAAGGAACGGACACAUGGUUUAGUAGGUCCUCCAAUAUUACAUCAUAUGCAUCACCAUUCCAGAAGAAAGUUCAGUAAACCCGCACCAGAGCCAACUUACUCAGUUCAUCCACCUGCCUACAGUCAUCAAGGUAUAGGUCCUUCUGUUUUCCAACCACAACCUCCUAUCUCUUCAUCAGCAGGCUGGAAAUUACCUGCGCCUGCACCAUCACCAGCAGGUCUAUCAGGCCACUUGAAUGUGCCCUCUCCUUCACCGGGAACUACACCUCGGGGUUCGCCAUUGAGGAAGACGAAGACUCCACCAAGAGGACCUGUCUUGGGUCUGCCACCUCCACCUCCCAAUAAGGACUGUAUAUGGGUGACUUGCUCAGAGCCCUUCACAUAUGCACCUCCUGGAUCACCUUGUGGUUGUGUAUGGCCACUUCAAGUUAAGCUUCGCCUUGGUAUUUCAAUAUACAAGUUCUUUCCUUUGGUCUCGAAGCUAGCUGAGGAAAUUGCUGCCAGUGUUUUACUGAAUCAUAACCAGGUUCGCAUUGUGGGAGCUGAUGAAGCUAGUCAACAACUGGAGAAAACUGUUGUUCUUGUAAACUUGGUACCCACAGGAUCAAGAUUUGAUGACGCAACAGCAUUUUCAAUAUAUAAGAAGUUCUGGCACCGGGAGAUCCACACGGAUGCUUCCCUUUUUGGUUCCUGUGAAGUACUUUAUGUCCAUUAUCCAGGUCUUCCACCUUCUCCACCUUCAGUUCCCCCAAACAUUGAUAGCCCAUUAUUCCCCGGUGAUGACAACAAUGGAACAAUGAUGAAACCUUUGGGAGUGGCUAUACCGAGGAAAGCAAAGCCAGGGAGUGGAAAAACUAUGACUUUAGUAAUUGUGCUGUCAUCUUUUACAGCUCUUAUUAUACUUGUUGGAUUUGCAUGGCUUUGUCUAACGAGAUGUGGCCCUUGUGUUCAUGAGAGUAAACAAAUUCCAAACGCAAUUCCAUCCUCUUCAAAACUAUCAGGGAAUGCCAGGUCUUUGACUAAUCGAAACAUGCCAGGAUUUGGUUCAACAACCUUAAGUUCUAGAACAAUAACUUAUACAGGAUCUGCCAAGAGUUUUACUCUGAAUGACAUAGAGAAAGCAACUAACAACUUUGAUGCGUCAAGAAUAUUAGGAGAAGGGGGCUUUGGGCCUGUUUAUAAAGGGGUUCUAUAUGAUGGAAGGGAUGUGGCUGUGAAGAUUCUCAAGAGAGAUGAUCAGCGUGGUGGCCGUGAAUUCUUAGCAGAAGUUGAGAUGCUUAGCCGUCUCCACCAUAGAAAUUUAGUUAAAUUGAUAGGUAUAUGCAUAGAGCAACAGAGUCGGUGCCUAGUCUAUGAGCUUGUCCCUAAUGGAAGUGUGGAAUCCCACUUACAUGGUGCCGACAAAGAAACUAAUCCACUUGAUUGGAAUGCCCGGAUGAAGAUUGCACUUGGUGCAGCUCGCGCCUUGGCUUAUCUGCACGAAGAUUCAAAUCCAUGUGUCAUUCAUCGGGACUUUAAAUCCAGCAACAUCUUGUUGGAACAUGAUUUUACACCCAAGGUUUCAGAUUUUGGAUUAGCAAGAACUGCCCUGGAUGAGGGAAACAAGCACAUCUCCACACACGUUAUGGGAACAUUUGGCUACCUAGCACCAGAAUAUGCAAUGACAGGCCAUCUUCUGGUCAAAAGUGACGUUUACAGUUAUGGAGUUGUACUUCUUGAGCUCCUAACUGGAAGAAAGCCUGUAGAUUUCUCACAACCCCCAGGUCAAGAAAACCUUGUUACUUGGGUUCGUCCACUUCUCACAAGUAAGGAGGGUUUACAAAUGAUCAUAGACCCGGUUAUAAAGCCUGAAAUCACUGUUGAUUCCGUUGUAAAAGUGGCAGCAAUUGCAUCAAUGUGUAUUCAAUUGGAAGUCUCCCAACGCCCAUUCAUGGGUGAAGUUGUUCAGGCUUUGAAGCUGGUAUGCAGCGAGCUUGAGGAAACAAGCACAAGAAAAUCAAGGAGUUUCCGAGAAGAGGGCCUCCAAACUAAAGUAGAUGAACAACCUUCAAGAAUUUCAGCUGAGAUAGUGGAUUUUCCAGAUCACGAGACCAAAGUAACAUUAUCAACGUCAGAGUUUUUCAGCACAUCAGGCCAGUGUUUUGAGUCAUUCGGGAGGCAUUCCACUUCAGGGCCUCUCACUACAGGAAAGAAAAAGCAGUUCUGGCAGAAUCUGAGUUUGUCUCGAGGGAGCAUGAGUGAGCAUGGGUCUUCAGCUCAACGAUGGUCUGGUUCUCAGUAAAUUCUCAGCAGCAUGAUUUCAAUGUUGUUUCUCUCAGGUAGGCAGUGCCUACCAUGUUAUUUAUAGGUCAUACUUGCAAAUGAGAAAGAGUAAAUGUACAACUUAGAUGUGAUGGAGCCUCUUAGAACUUGUGUGCCUACCUUAGUUGUGAGUAUGGUCCAUCAAUAACAUUGUAGACACGGCCUAUUGAGCUUUUGAAAGCAACUACGAGAAACAUGUUCUUUUUU
Neltuma alba is the source of this 2974-nucleotide messenger RNA. RefSeq names its product receptor-like serine/threonine-protein kinase ALE2. Lineage: Eukaryota; Viridiplantae; Streptophyta; Magnoliopsida; Fabales; Fabaceae. The record is from RefSeq and is a predicted model, not a curated record. The coding region runs from base 267 to 2747 and encodes 826 amino acids. Gene Ontology annotation, molecular function: protein kinase activity; ATP binding. Gene Ontology annotation, biological process: protein phosphorylation. The transcript has 10 exons.